Molecule: messenger RNA, 2845 nt
Organism: Gigantopelta aegis
Lineage: Eukaryota; Metazoa; Mollusca; Gastropoda; Neomphalida; Peltospiridae
Product: cysteine desulfurase, mitochondrial-like
Exons: 13
Coding region: 86-1462 (458 amino acids)
Biological process (GO): [2Fe-2S] cluster assembly
Cellular component (GO): nucleus; mitochondrion; cytosol
Molecular function (GO): cysteine desulfurase activity; pyridoxal phosphate binding
Source: RefSeq, a predicted model, not a curated record
AUAGACGCAGUUUAGUAUUUAUUUUUUACCCUAUUGCGUUUUAGUGUAAUAUUUCAUUUUCCAAUUUUUAGAACGCGUCUCCAAGAUGAUUCCACGUCUUUGCAAACAUACACAGUUUCGAAUGCUCACAGAUGGAACGAGAUUUCUUGUCAGGUGUCUUCAAACUAGCGUGACACAUUCCCAGAAUGUUACCGAAAAUACAGCAGAUGGCAGUCAGGCACAGGAAAUGCGGAAAGAUCUGCCUCCUCCCAAUGCGAGACCUCUCUAUCUUGAUGCUCAGGCCACAACACCACUGGAUCCAAGAGUUCUGGAUGCUAUGCUUCCAUAUUUGGUCAGCUUCUAUGGCAACCCACACUCUCGGACACACGCUUAUGGAUGGGAGAGUGAAGCCGCUAUGGAGAAAGCGAGGAAGGAAGUGGCAGACCUAAUACAUGCGGAUCCACGGGAAAUAGUUUUCACAAGCGGAGCUACCGAGUCGAACAACAUUGCCGUGAAAGGUGUGGCUCGCUUCUACAAGAGCAAGAAAAAUCACAUCAUCACAACACAGACGGAACACAAAUGCGUGCUAGAUUCAUGCCGAGCUUUGGAAGCAGAGGGAUUUGAGGUCACCUAUUUGCCAGUACAACCAAAUGGAAUUGUGGACAUGCAGACACUUGAAGAAAGUAUUCGACCGGAUACCGCUCUUUUGUCUGUGAUGACCGUGAAUAAUGAGAUUGGGGUGAAGCAGCCAAUUGCUGAAAUGGGCAAGCUCUGUCGAUCAAAGAAGGUGUUUUUCCACACUGAUGCAGCUCAAGCGGUUGGGAAAAUCCCGCUGGAUGUGAAUGCUAUGAACAUCGAUCUCAUGUCCAUCAGCGGACACAAGGUGUAUGGUCCCAAAGGUGUGGGGGCGCUGUAUGUGCGAAGAAGACCAAGAGUCAGGGUGGAAGCACCACAAAGCGGAGGGGGCCAGGAACGGGGGAUGCGCAGUGGCACUGUGCCCACUCCUCUUGUUGUUGGCAUGGGAGCGGCCUGCAGAAUAGCAUCAGAAGAACUAGAGUAUGAUGGUGAAAGAAUAAGGAAACUCUCUGAGAGACUCAUUAGUAAGAUAACAGCAGCUUGUCCACAGGUUAUCCAAAACGGAGAUCCGGAAAAUACUUAUGCAGGCUGUGUAAAUCUUUCAUUCGCAUAUGUGGAGGGCGAGAGUUUGCUGAUGGCACUCAAGGAUGUUGCUUUAUCUUCUGGAAGUGCCUGUACAUCAGCAUCGUUGGAGCCAUCCUAUGUGCUGAGAGCGAUCGGAGCUGACGAGGAUCUUGCCCAUUCAUCUAUCAGGUUUGGAAUUGGUCGUUUCACCACCGAACAGGAGAUUGACUACACUGCUGACAAAUGUAUCAAACAUGUUACCAGACUCCGGGAAAUGAGUCCACUGUGGGAGAUGUACCAGGAUGGAGUUGAUAUCAAGUCAAUCAAGUGGUCACAGCACUAACUAGAGAAUCCACAGAAUAACAACUACAAUUGUCUUCCUUCCAUCUCGACACAUCCACUCAAACAGAACUUUCCGGGUGAAUUUAGAGAAAAACACGAACAGUGCCACUCAAGCUUUUCUGCCCGACAGCAUGCUAAAUAGGAGAGGGUCUUGCAAGUUAGUAAACUUCGUGCCUGAUCCUUUUCUUCUUUGUGCAAUGAAAUACGUUUUCAUUCAAUCAAUUAAAAAAUGCAAAAAACUAAGCUUCAAAUGUUAAUUUGCACCAAAAAAUAUUGGGAAAGAAAAAUAAAUGAAAGAUUCAAGUUUUCGACACUUUUUUUUUAAUUAUUGAACCAGUUGAAUAUUAUUUUUGUGUCGUCAUUUGAAAAAUAAAAUAAAAAAUGACCCAAACCCAUUAGCUAUAGAUUUAUCCAAGUACAUUUGGGAGUAACAAUUAUACGGUGCACAUUGCAAUCUCAAAACUGCUGUUGGGGGAACUUUGAAAAUCUUGUAAAACUUUGGUGGAAAUUUGUGGGGUGGGGAUAUAUGCAUCUCAGAAAUAUUAUAGUGGAGAUUUGUUGGGUGCGGUUUCAAAAUGUUACUAAUACCUAAGAAUACACCAUUUCAAGCACACACAACAAAGUCCUAGCUUACAACACCAACCCUCUUUUGAUCAUAUCCAGUAUCUGCCAUGGAUAUUUAUGCAAUUUAUUGAGAAAAAACCCACUUUCUUUGAACAAAGGGUUUAGAAAAAUAACACAAUUCUUAGUUUUGUAAAUAUAUUGGACACACGAGAUUAUAUUACCGGGUACUAUUAUUAUUUAUAUAUUGUUAUUAAAAUGUGAACACGCACAAAAAUAAACUGAUAUUCGAAAGACAUGAACAUUUUAGUAACCUGAAUGUUGUAGAAUUGUGGUAUCCAGAUAAUGUGCAACAUCCUCCAACACGUUUGACAGAUAGGUCAAUACUAGGCUUUAAGACUUAAACAUGUUUUUAUUGCACGUGUGACAAUAUUAGUUUAUAGCACAUUUUGUGUUGAAUUAUGAAACAGUUUUGUGUAUGUGGACUGAGGUUGUUAAAAAAAGAAAGAGGCAUACUUAAUAUCAAGAUCUGAUUGCUCCACUAUGUGUUUUGGUUGACAUUUUUGAGAUUGAAUUUUGAUGUAUGCCUUAUUAAAUAUAUUGUCCACUUUGUAGAUUCGCUAAUGCUAUAUAAGCUGGUCUGUAGUGAAUAGUGAAUUUUAGAAAAAGUAUUUAAUGCAUGUAUACAAGUAAAUUUUCAGAUUCUUUUUUUUUUAAAUUCUACAUUGUACUGCAUUUAAAUGCAUGAAACAUGUUAAGAAACUUUUGUCCAGUAUUUGUUUGAAAAAGAAAUUUACCUUUAAAAUAAAUAUCUUGUGAAGUA